Messenger RNA from Arabidopsis lyrata subsp. lyrata, 2462 nucleotides. RefSeq lists its product as uncharacterized. Bases 639 to 2063 code for a protein of 474 amino acids. The transcript has 4 exons. The record is from RefSeq and is a predicted model, not a curated record. Lineage: Eukaryota; Viridiplantae; Streptophyta; Magnoliopsida; Brassicales; Brassicaceae.
UCAUUUUCACCUAGUUUCAAUUUUGGGGCUUUGUUGGAAAAUGGCGAUCUAGAUUUCCGAUAUUUGCAGUCUACUUGAUUUUGGAUGUUUUACUUGGAAGAAAUGGAAACUCCUUUGCUUUGAUUUUCCUGCUCAUUCAGAUUUUCUAUAAUUUGCAUUCGAUUUAUGUUUGAUUCUUCUGCUCAUCUUUUGUUUAACGACUUUAGGAAACAAUUUGGAAAAGAAAAAAAACGAUUUUUAGAUUUGAACUAGACAAUACCUGGUUACCGCAAAAAUCGCUGUUAGAAACUUUAGAGAUCUGAGCCUAUAGUUAGUGGUCCACUUUAGUAUAUACAAAUGGCUAUUCUGAUUCCUGAUGAGUAACUCUCUUCUGGCUGCUAGCCUUGUAGUUGUCGGCAUAGGUCUUUGAUGCUCUUUCUCUCUUGUUAUUUCUGAUUCUGGUAUCGCCCAUUGUUUCACCUGUCACAAUCUUUAUCUCACGACGACUUUUUCUUCUUUAUUUUAAUCUUUUAAUGUCUAUACAUCAUACAUGCAAAGCAUUAUGCAUUUCUCACUUCUUUCUCUCUUGUUUCUCUAGGAUUUUAAACUCUUUACGUUUUGUACUCUGCUGCUCUGGUUACGUUCUUUAAGUAACCAAAAUGGGUUCGAGAUACCCAUCUCAUCAGCUCAGCAAUGGGCUAUUUGUGUCUGGUCGGCCUGAGCAACCCAAAGAAAGGCCUCCAACUAUGAGUGCAGUAGCCAUGCCUUACACGGGUGGCGACAUCAAGAGAUCAGGAGAAUUGGGGAAGAUGUUUGAUAUCCCAGCAGAUGGUACUAAGUCUAGGAAGUCUGGUCCCAUACCUGGUGCUCCUUCAAGGUCUGGCUCAUUUGCAGGAACUGCACAAUCUGGUCCAGGUGCUCCUAUGGCCACUGGCCGUAUGUCUGGCUCUUUAGCUUCUGCUGGCUCUGUUUCAAUGAAGAAAACAAAUUCCGGACCUUUGUCUAAGCAUGGAGAGCCUUUAAAGAAAUCAUCUGGCCCUCAGUCUGGUGGUGUAACUCGGCAGAAUUCCGGUUCUAUUCCUAUUCUUCCGGCUACAGGUCUCAUAACCUCUGGGCCUAUUAUAUCAGGCCCCCUGAAUUCAUCUGGGGCUCCCAGGAAGGUUUCUGGUCCACUAGACUCUUCUGGUUUGAUGAAGUCACAUAUCCCUUCUGUUGUCCACAACCAGGCGGUAACUACCCUUGGUCCAGAAGAUGACUUUUCCUGCCUGAAGAGCUUCCCAAAGCCUGUGCUCUGGCUGGUUGUUCUUAUAUUCAUUAUGGGGUUCCUUGCUGGAGGCUUCAUUCUUGGUGCAGUUCACAACCCAAUUCUCCUCGUUGUUGUCGCGAUCUUGUUUACAGUUGUUGCUGCGCUUUUCAUAUGGAAUAUUUGUUGGGGGAGACGUGGUAUCACAGAUUUCAUUGCUCGUUAUCCUGAUGCUGAUCUUAGAACUGCCAAAAAUGGUCAAUACGUGAAGGUCACUGGGGUGGUUACUUGUGGUAAUGUACCGCUUGAGUCAUCCUUCCACAGAGUUCCUAGAUGUGUGUACACAUCGACAUGUCUAUAUGAGUAUCGUGGAUGGGGUUCGAAACCAGCCAAUUCUUCCCAUCGUCACUUCACAUGGGGACUGAGAUCAUCAGAGAGACAUGUGGUGGACUUUUACAUCUCUGAUUUUCAGUCUGGGCUCAGAGCCUUAGUCAAAACCGGAAGCGGUGCAAAGGUAACACCUCUUGUAGAUGAUUCUGUUGUCAUCGAUUUUAAGCAAGGAAGCGAGCAUGUGUCUCCCGAUUUUGUUAGAUGGUUAAGUAAGAAGAAUCUAACAAGCGAUGAUCGAAUAAUGCGGCUCAAAGAAGGGUAUAUAAAAGAAGGAAGCACAGUGAGUGUGAUUGGAGUGGUGCAGAGAAACGAUAAUGUGUUGAUGAUAGUUCCAUCAUCUGAGCCACUAGCAGCUGGUUGGCAAUGGAGGAGAUGUACAUUCCCUACAAGUCUUGAAGGAAUCGUAUUGAGAUGUGAAGACUCAUCCAAUGUUGAUGCCAUACCGGUUUGAGUCAUCAUCAUCAUCACCAACAUCCUAGUUUGGGUUCAUUAAAUAUUUUUCAUGAAUCUGGAAAAAAUGUGAUUUUGCUGGUGGGUUCGUUUGGUGGUGGUUGUAGUGUUGUUAUUUUCUUUCCUUUUAAUUCUCAUUAAUUUUUUUCUUUUGGGUUCUCCGAGUUAUUACGGUUAGGAUGGUGAUGGUGAUGGUGAUGCUUGGAGGGUGUGGUUUCUUUUUCCUAAGAUGAGCUAAUUGUUUUUUCUUCUUAUUCUUCUUCUUCGCCUUUUGUUUUGUAUAGCUCUUCAUGUCAAUUCUUUUUCAAUAGAACUUGUGUACUUUUCUCAUUGUGUUAUGUUCUGUCUAAAUCUUUCCUUUUUGUGAAAAUAAAACUCAAUCUGGUGUUCUUUUUAAACC